GGCCCAGGGGACAUGAGAUCGGGCUGCCUUUCAGUUUUAGCACUGGCGCAGAGCAGCAGGAGCAGGCUCUAAGGCGGCCCCUUGAGCUACCACUUCUAGCUUGAGGUCUGGCGGGGCACAGCUGAUACUCUUGCUUGUGAUCGAAGUACAUUGACGUGUCAGCUCUUGAAUAUAGCGGGUCUGCACUCGGAGCUGACACCGACGAACCAUCUUCUGGAACAUGCUAGAGGAGCCGCAUGAUUGGCUUAUAGUUGGAAUUUGCUGUCUACAACAAGAGCGAGAGAAUUUGCCAGUCUCGACUGCAAGCACAGGAAUGCGUUGGGAGCCCCAACUGGAUUUCCAGGGGUAGUCCUCUCAGAACGCCCCAGAUGCCAGGGGGCCUGUCUGCCUACGAUGUUGAUAUCUUUGGCUAUACCACCUUCGUGCUGAGCAUCCUGUUGGCAGCCAUCUCAGCGCUGUGCAUCUUCUACGUCCUGUAUUUCCACAGGAAGAUCCGCCAGCAGCGGUUACUCGCUCUUCACCAGUUCAACACUCUCUGGAUCGUGCGGAUAACGCUGAUCGUGUAUGCAACCACGUGGGGCGUGAGCCAGCUGCUGCGGCUGCCGCUUCUCCGGAGGGAUGGCUGGCUCAUCUCGACCUUUCCGUAUGAGCUUCAGAGAUCCCUCUGCCGGAUCUACGUCGUCGUUGCGUACGGCUUCGCGGAGCCGGGCUUCUUCCUCACGGCGCUCUUCCUCGUCCUGGGCUCCCUCCGCGACGAUCCGAGCGCCCCCCGCCAGCGCUGGAACUACAAAGUGGUUGCCUACACGCUCCUGCUAACCACGCCCAUCGUCGCCUGUCAACUGGUGGUUAUCCUCUUUAACCCGCUCUGGCAAACCUCCGCCGAGGACAAGGUUUUCACCGGCCCCGGCGGGGGUCAGACCGUCAGCAUCGCGCAGUCCCCCGACCAUAUAAAGAUCCCCCCCAUCCUGACGAAAUGCGCGGAGCCAGACGGGAACAAGCCCGGCACAGCCGCGUGCUAUUUCCCGCUGCUCGGGACGGUGGUCCUCGGCGCAUUCGCGAUCAUAUACCUAGUUUUUUACGUGUGGACGUGCCUGCGGAUGGGCUCGGUGAUCAUCAAUAAGCGGCUGCAUAACCGGUUGCAUUUCCUCAUGUGGACGUUCCUGCUCGGGUUCCCGACCCACGUGCUGCUCCUCGCGUUCACCGUCUUCUCGCACCCGAACGAGCCGCUCUUCGAGAGCCUCCUCUUUGCGUCGUUCUUUGUGCUGCUCUGCUGCUUCUUCAUCGGGGAGUGGAUCCUGAUCGUGCGCCCGAUCCACGAGGGCAUCAUCGUCGCGAAGUCGCUCGAUCGGACGCUGCGCACGCUGCGUGCGCCGGAUGAGGGGAAGGGCCUCGUUUUAGUUAUGUCGUCAGAGCGGCCGGGCAGGGGCAGCACCGGGGGGUUUUUAGGGUCAGGCCGAGGGCCCAAAACGGCGAAGGUUGCGGCCGGGGUUACGCCCCCCGCGGGGGCGCCGAGGGGUUCGAAAAGCUACGUGCAAAAGACGGGGUACAUGAAGCGAGGAGAAGAGCGGGCGCUGGAGGAGGGAGAGGGAGAAGGGGAAAGUCCGGGAGAUGUUAGUGGGAAGCAGCCGUCUCAGUUCUCGCUGAUAUAAGGUGAAAUAGCUUUCUACUGUCAAACUGCACCAAACCUUGUACAGUAUGCCGCCUGGUUCUAAAAGUUGCCAGCCGGCUUUGAGUGAUGGUCUAAAUUGCUGCCGGUCCCGCGCAUAUCAUACCCGGUGGCUGCAUUGUUUCUGGGCCGGCUG
Molecule: messenger RNA, 1802 nt
Organism: Klebsormidium nitens
Lineage: Eukaryota; Viridiplantae; Streptophyta; Klebsormidiophyceae; Klebsormidiales; Klebsormidiaceae
Source: the annotation of a GenBank genome assembly